AUGAAGAGAAAAAACCUACAUUGGGAUCUCUCAAUCCCCAAUAUAGAGCAAUGGCUCACUCAAAAAUCAGCUUUCUGCCUAGGUCUCAAAUAGCUUCCUUAAUAGGCCAAGAGAAGCAAAUAUGAAUUCUAAUUGUACAGUAAUUGUUUAUUAAUUUGAUUGGUGCAUUAAAAUUAUAUUAUAAAAGUUCAUGAUUGAGUAUUUUAAUAUUAUUUAAAAAUUGAAAAGAUACUUCUAGCCAUUGGUUUAUUGAUGUUAAUAGGAACACUUUAAAAUGUUCAAUAGCAUAAUUCACAAAUUAUUAAGCAACCUAUAAUAAAUAAUACUAAUAAUCUGAACUACUAUAUAGAUUAUAAGUUUAUGAGGCUAACCUUGCUCUGUUGGAAGAAAAAUCUUUGGAGAAACAUAAUUCACAGAUCUUACAGAUGAAGAAUUUGCAGCUACAUACUUAAUUCAUCAAGUUCUUCCAAAAGAUUUGGAAGUACCGAAAAAGAAUUUGAA
Messenger RNA from Paramecium sonneborni, 501 nucleotides. The record is from the annotation of a GenBank genome assembly. Lineage: Eukaryota; Ciliophora; Oligohymenophorea; Peniculida; Parameciidae.